AUGAAGAAUGCAGAGAAUACAAAUCAUGAGUCUUGCGAAGAAGAAGUCAAGCCUUUGCCUAGCCUUCCCGAACCUAUCCUUGUUGAAAUACUCUCAAAACUGCCCGUGAAGUCUCUGCUGCGAUUCAAGUGCGUGUCAAAGUCAUGGCGCUCUUUGAUCUCGGACUCCCCCUUCAUGAAAAAGCACCUCAAUCAAUCACUCGCACUCACGAAGUCCAGCUUCGAAACACAACGCUUGCUCAUAGCCACUAUACGCCCUCCAUACCGUCUCUACACGGCAAGCUUCAGAUCAUCCAUGUUUGAAAUUGACGUAGAAAAGAUUAAAUUUUUAUUUCCGAACAAUCCUGUACAUCCUCGGUGUAGCGUCGUUGGUUCUGGCAAUGGGUUGAUAUGCAUGGAGGUAGAUUUUCUUUCUAAACCGAUUGAAGAUUUUUGGUUCAUAUAUAUAUUCAAUCCUUCCACGAGGGAGUUCAUGCAAAUACCAGAUCGUGAAUUUCCUCGUAACUUUGGAUUUGGCUAUGACCAUUGUUCGGAUGAUUGCAAGUUGGUGAAAAUAACCGACAAUAGCGUUUAUGUAUAUUCAGUGAGUGUUGGUUCUUGGAGAAAAGUUCAAGACUUUCCUGAGUACAAUGAUGGUCUUAUAGCUAGUGAGCCUAUGGUGGAGCUGAAUGGAGUCAUUCAUUGGAUUAGUUUGCUUCCGAAAUUCGAGAUUGUUGCUUUCAGUUUGGCGGAUGAGAAACUGUGGAUGAUUGCCAUGCCCCCUUGCUACACCGAAUUUGAGGCAUUCCGAUUCACGGUGUUUCAAGGAUGCCUUUGUGUAAUGCCACAAGGGGAUCAUGCAUAUUGGAUUAUGAAGGAAUAUGGGGUGGAGGAGUCUUGGACUAGAAUUGCUGGUGAUGAAGUCCCAAAGUCAGAUGUGUUCGCGCAAUUGGCGGUCUUGAAUUAUGGUGAAACUAUGCUGUUGGUAGACGGCAAUAAGUCGGCUUUAUACAACACAAGAGAGGACGCAUGUUCGGAAAAUAUUGUCAUCGAAGGAGAAGAGGAUUUGAAGCUAACAAUCUAUGUAGAUAGUUUCACAUCACCUGUGAUAGAGCACAAAUGA
Molecule: messenger RNA, 1101 nt
Organism: Cornus florida
Lineage: Eukaryota; Viridiplantae; Streptophyta; Magnoliopsida; Cornales; Cornaceae
Product: F-box/kelch-repeat protein At3g06240-like
Exons: 1
Coding region: 1-1101 (366 amino acids)
Molecular function (GO): protein binding
Source: RefSeq, a predicted model, not a curated record